GGACUUGAAAUGUCAUUAUGACGCAUUGGUCGCACAGCUGUGUCAUGUUUUCGUUAUUAUUUCUGCAAAUUGUCGUUGAAUAAAAACGGGGAAAAAGACAGAAUUUCUAAUUAUCCAUUUAGAAGGUCAAGGAUAUGUGAUUGAGAUAAGAUGUCUUCGUCAAAAUCCGAAUCUCUGAAAGAUACAGUGACAGUGUUAAUUAACUCUGUCGGUGAUAACGAGAACUCAGUAAACAAUGUUGUAAUAAAAUCAUUGACUAAAAUAGCCAAUGCGUACCCAAACGAGGUGAUUGAAAUAUUUUGCGAAUUCUACAAGAAUACUGUGAAAGUAAACACUACGCAGCUUGGUAAUAUUGUCAAGGUCCUAGAACAGACAUGUGUGAACCAAGUAAAGAGGUUGGAGCCUGCUACAGCUGGCAACCUGGUGACGGCCAUGUUGCGAGCCAUGAUGGAGAAUGUUACCUACGAGCCAGUGGUACAAAUGGGCAGUUCUGCGGUGUUGGUUGCUGUAGGACAUGAGCAUUUGGAUUUGGUCCUGCGCUCCCUAAUCAACCAGCUAUCUCCAGCGUCAGUACCCCACUAUACCAUAGCCCAUACUCUUGGCACAUUAGCUGCAGUCAACACCCAUGGCGUUGUGCCUCAUAUCAAGGAGAUUCUUAGCAAAAUGCUGCCUUUACUGUCCUUGGUUAAAGCUGAUGGAUUGAAGCAGGCGUUUGCUUAUGCUUUCGGCCACUUUGCAGUCGCCGUCUCAGAACAAAUCGGCGACAACGUAGAAAACGACAACAUUACAUCAAUCAAAGACAAUUUCGUGACAGAAUUCACUAUAAUAUUCGACGUACUAUACAACCAAUGGCUUGCUUCCUACGAACCUAAAGUUUCCGAAUCAGUUCUUGAAGCUCUAGGACCAAUUACAAGACUAAUAUCAGAAAGGCAGUUCAAUGAGACCGUGAAUAAAUUCGUGCUUUCAUUGCUGUCUUUGUAUCGAAAACCAGCAAUUAAUUUCUACUACAUAAGUCAAUGUAUAUCGUACUUACUAUCUCCAUCGCCAUUGAAUCCAAAAUUGAGUUUGAAUGACAGCACAAUUAAUUCUAUAAACCAUGUGCUAUUUAAUCUAGUGGUUCUAGAACCUGAUUAUGAUCAACCUCAUACGGUGAAGAACCAUUUUGAGGUGCUUAGGUGUUUCGACCAUAUGGCUGGCCAAUUCCCUGAACAGACUAUAGAGAGUUUACUCCAUCAGUGUAAGAAUAACCAAGAGAAAGAUAGAAUGAAGGCUGUGAUCAUUCUUACACAUCUGACCACGUCUUCUCAAGUCUUUGUCGAAAAUUAUGCGGCUAAGUUCAUAGUGUUACUCAAAGUCAUGACGGCAAUGGAGCAAGGAGUCAAAAUGAAGAAGUUAUUAGUCAAAGCUAUAGUAGGACUUGUCUACCGAAACUGUAUAACGACUCCUGAAGACUUUACAAUGGUGGAGUUCAUAAUAAAACAUUGUGGCUACGAAGCACCGGCAAAUGUAUCCAAAAAUGAUGUCUUGGAUUUACAUGAUACGUGCAAGAGUUCUUUAAUCCUCAUGUGCAAUACUGUUACCAGUGUCAGGUCCCAGUUACGUAACUUGCUGUUAAUAGCCUUAACGGGCGAAGAGUUCACAGCAUCAAUGGCAACUGUCUGCCAUUGCCUUACUUCGCUCCUGCAGAAUAAUUCUGACGUCAUCGCAGAUGACCAAUCAGAAAAAGAAAUCGAAAUGAAAUGCUCUCCUGAUCUAGUCUUCGUUCGGUGCUUAACACAUGUCGUAGAACCUGAUCAGGUGGAGAGAAACAAGAGUAUUUUGGUCUUCUUAGAAGAAUAUUCAGGAGAUGUCCAUAAGAACCUGAAAAAUUCUUGGACCAUUGAGAUUCAGAGGCUGUUGAAGUUUGUUGAUACAAGCGAAUCCAAAGAGCAGUGGCAUAGUAUGUUGCUUGACUUGUUAGUGUCUGCUGUGGAACAAGUAAAUAGCAACAAGUGGGUGGAAUUUAUCGCUACAUUGAUCUCACAGCAGAUUCUUUCUAAAAAACAGUCCCCCAUGAUCAAAGGGGUAUCCUUGCAGUAUUUAGCAGUGUUGUCCUGUCACAUGUCGAAUGCGGCAGUCGUUGAAAAGAUCCUCAAAAUAAUACUGCUAGCUUUGAAAUCCAUUCCAAUGGAAAGCAGCGAUUAUGUCAGCAAAGCUGUAGGAAUCGCUUCGAGGCAACACGGAGAAUUUAUUCUGAAUGAGUUGGACGCGAUUUAUAAAGAAAACGAGUCUAAAAGAGGGAGCAAAAUACUUAAUUUCCUAUCUUCGAGACAGUCCAAAACUGAGGCUGAGUUGGGUGUAGUUCGGUAUGCAGUUAUCACGUGUUAUGGGAAAGUGGCGGUCGAUUGUUUAGAUGUCCACGUUUUGGCGAGGUUAGGGGAUAAUGUAACUUCUAUACUAUUUGAGAUCCUCAAGUCUAACCCUCCUUUCGACCUUUGCAAAGCCAGUGUGACCACUCUGUAUGAAAUAAGCAAGGCUUUACACCCAGCUGCUCACCAUAACGUGGUACUGAGGAAUCGCUGGCAAUUGCUUAACGCAGUCCUGGAACAAAUUUACAACUCCAACUUGAACAAACGUAACGUUGAACUGUACCCGAUCAUUGUCAAAGCUUCGAAAGCCCUCACAAAACUACAAAAGGGAAUAUUACCAGAAGAAAGAAAUACGAUUUUGAGGGUGCUAUUCAACAGUAUCUUUGGCGAAUUAUCUUCGUUCAAACGAAAAUAUGAGAUCGAAGGAAACGGCGACAAGAAUGAUAAUUUGGCCAAAACUCUAAACGAUAGCCUUACACUUCUGCACCAAUUGAUUAAGGAACUGGUCAUCCAAUCCACAUGUUUAAGCACAAUCGAUGAUUUAAUCGGACUCCUAAUCGAAUGGAUACGACAUGAAAACGACGAGAUCCGAACAGCAUCGAUCAUGAUUCUCCAAGUCAUAUUCGAUACCUAUAUCAAAAACGUGAAACUGAAUUAUGAGACCCCUAGCAAGUUUGGACAAAUGGGAUACUUAUUAGGGCUUAUAAUACCCGGGAUAGCCGACACCAACUUCCCUGUAAGACUGACAACUAUAGACUGCAUUAAAGUGAUCAUUCAAAUCCAGGACUUAUACGAAGGGCAUACGAUAGGACCUGAUGAUGAAUGCAUGACGAAUUUGGGAGAUCUUCAGAACAAUAUCCUUACGAAUGACUUAAACAUGAUCAGUGAUUAUUGUACGGCGCUUUGUGAGGCUAUAUCUCCGAAGAUACCCCAUCAUCAUAACAUGCAGUUUAUAGAGAGUCUGUUGGAAGGGUAUGAUGACCAGGAGUUCAGGAGUGUGGGGAUCAGUUCUAUUCUUGAUGCGUACUUUGCAAGUAAGGGUCAGGAUUUGUACCAGAGCAUUGAGCGGAUAAUGGAGGUUAUGUUGGCUACGAUGGGUGAUGUGGGAGUGGAGGCGAGACAGAGGCUGAUGAGGCCGAUGACGUCAUUGACUCGUCAUCAUUCGAACGCUGUUAUAGCUGUGCUGUUGGCGCAGAAGUUGCCUUUGAAACAGAGCGUAUUGGCUUGUUGGCGCAGCUUAGCCCGCGACGAAGGCUUAUCCGCAGCCAUAACAGACAACUUCUUGCGACUGAUGACGUCAGUCGAGCUAUAUGAAGACCCUUACCACAUUACUGAGCAUCAUAUUGCCGCUCUCCAGCCCUUAACUCUAAUAAGUGCCUUCGGAGAGAUGCUCCAAGAAGAAACGAUGAAGCCGACCUGCAUAGCCAAGUUCUCCGACCUAUUCUCCGUGUUAUAUACGACCCUCGCUUGCUAUAUCGACGCGGAGUCGCCUGCCUACUCACCGCCUACGAACAAGAAUCAAGAACGAUUUGGUUUUGUACCGAAUAGAGACGCGAUUAAGUUAUCCCCGGCGAAAAUCACGGUGCAAACUUUUAACGCGUUCUUGGAGCAGGCUGAUUGUCAUAAGGUCCGCGAAGCUUGCUCUCUAUGCCUAAGUAUAGAGCACAGCGACUCGUCCACCACAUUACUGGACCUAGCGCCGAUACUAGCCGGGGCCCUGUCCCGCUCGUGCCCGCAGCACUUGUCGCGGCUGGUGUCGCGCGUGGCGGCGUACGCGCGCUGCCCGCUGCCGCCGCAGCGCUGUGCGGCGCUAGCGCUGCUCGCCGACCUGCUCAACUACAGAUGUAACGACAACCCGGUACUAAUAGACACAGUGCUAGCGACACUGAACACGGGCUGGAAGGACGAGCACGACCGAGUCCGCGCGACGUGCCUGCGCGGCGCCGCGAACAUUGCGCAACUGAAGCCGGAACAUCGGAACCAAGCGCUGCCCGCGGCUUUGGCGGCGCUAAGUCAGGGCGUUGAUGCGCAGAAGACUCAAGCACCGACAGACAACGUACCCCUCGCCGCAAUACAAGGUCUCAGCCGUCUUCUAACAGAACUAGACAAAAUCGACAAAGAAUACGAGAGAGAACUGCUCUCCAUAUCCCAAAAAAUACGUCCGUUCAUGAACACCGAGUGUGCUCAACUGAGAGAGCAUUCUAUCCGACUGUUCGGAAUUGUAGCGGGGAGGGUGAAGUCUGAUGCGUUAGUGGAACAAGGCGUCAGUUCUCUGCCUUGCUUCUUGUUGCAUCUGUGCGAUAAUAACCCUAAUGUUGUCAGAGCCAGCAAAUUCACUCUAAAACAAGUCUUCAAAACAUUCAACGUGAAGAAAUCCAACGAUUUCGUCCAAACUCACCUUUUGGACGAAGGUCGUCUGUAUUUGGACGAGUUUCUCUCCGCGUUACUGAGACAGUUAGCGGACGAACUCCCGGGCAGCGUGGUCAAGUGCUUGCAAACUGCGGUUAACUAUCUGCAUUGUGCUAGAGAGGAGAUUAAACCACAUCCUCCGUUGUUGCUUGGCCUCCUCUACUCCGAACUAUACCGCAUCCGCGAGAAAAACCCGGACGAGACCGAACUAGACCCGAACAUCACCCGGACAGCAAGAACCCGGUUGCUACAACUCAUAAAAGACCCAAAUCCGCUAGUUCGUCAAAAUUCCGCCAUGGCUUUGGCAAAUAUAUGCCUUGUGACGGCCAUGGACGGAUGACCGAGAGUCGUAAGAAUAGAAGUCGAAAGGUAUGUGAUGAGGAGGUUCCUAUUCGAAUUCCAGCGUUAAUGUAAGGUGAUAAAGUCGAUUUUUGUUUGUAAGUUUUAAUUUCAAUGUUGGUGUUUUAUUUUGUGAUUCUGGUUUAGUUUGAGACGUAAGAAAGGUGCACUUUGAUUAAAUUAAUAUACAAAUAUUCUUGAAUUGAUUUUUUUUGUGGUGCUCAGUCAUUUUUCAAAUAGGAGGCACGUUGUGAUAAAAUAUUUUAUUGAGGCAAAAGGUGUGCCCAGUAACAACACAGGAUAAAACCUUUUUUUAGUUUGUUAUUGCAGAUCCUGCGAAAAUUAAUAAAAAGUUUUAUAUUCGUCUCAAUGUAAACUAAUUCUUAUGUACAUUUAUAAGCACUAUAAUUUAAUUCGUUGGCCUUACGGGACUGAUUGUUAAAUGAAUACACAAAAAAUAUGAUUAUUAUAAUAAAUAUUUGAUGUUUUAUCUUAUUCGCAAUUUUUCAAAAUAUUUUGCAAUUAUUUAGUGUCAUUUUCAUCGUUCUUCAUAAUAAAAUUACGCACCAUUUAAAAAAAAAAAGAUAUUAUAAUUAUUAUCACCAGCUUUUUAAAUUAUGAAUUAUUCUUUCUUUGGACUUAUAAUAUAAGAGACUGAAUAUAAAUUGUGAACAGUCAAAAAGGUAAAAAAAAAAAUAUAAGUAAGGAAUAUUAGUAAAAUUUUAGUGUUGUUGCAAAAAUUAAAAAAAAAUACAUUUUUAGAUAUUAUGUUGGUAAAAGUCCCACUUAUGGUUAUGAAAUUUAUAAUUUUGUUUGAACACUCCAAUCUCAAGAACUACUAGACCGAUUAAAAAAAUAUUCCAUAGUUAGAGAUACCCCUUUCAUAGAGGAAGGCUAUAGGCUACUUUAUCUGGGUGCGGGAAGUUGUUCCCUCAGGUUGCGGGUAGAACCACAGGACACAGCUAGUUAUUAAAUAAACCAACAUCUAUAGAUUAUUACGUCAUUAUCUGAAAGAAUUGACGUAACCUUAAAUAAUAAUUCCGUCGAUAACAUAGUCAGUUUAAUUGUUAAUUCAUAAUAAAAAAUAAUAUGUGAUAUUGA
Molecule: messenger RNA, 6197 nt
Organism: Helicoverpa armigera (cotton bollworm)
Lineage: Eukaryota; Metazoa; Arthropoda; Insecta; Lepidoptera; Noctuidae
Gene: c11.1
Product: maestro heat-like repeat-containing protein family member 1
Exons: 12
Coding region: 151-5097 (1648 amino acids)
Cellular component (GO): cytoplasm
Molecular function (GO): protein binding
Source: RefSeq, a predicted model, not a curated record